UUAGCCAACACUGGCUGCUACAAAACAGUUGUUAUUCGCUCAUAUUUAUUUUUUAGCCGGCUGCUAAACAGUAUAGUAUUAGCAUGUUAUAUAUGAUUUAAACUCAGGAUGUCUAGAAUUUUGAUGAGCCAACUGACACACCCGCAGCGCGUCCGACUGCUGUACAAAACAAUCUUGCGACUGCACAGAGGACUUCCAGCCGAACUACGUGCUCUGGGCGAUAACUAUGUGCGGGACGAGUUCCGGCGACACCUCAAGUGCAAUCCCAUGGAGGCACAGCUCUUUAUGACAGAGUGGGCCCGAUAUGCGUCCACAAUCACCCAACAACUAGGGAUUCGGGGCAAGCCCAAGGGAGAGCUAGGCGAAGAGAUUGACCCCAAGACUGUGGAAAUGCUGAAAGACGACCAAGUAGUCCAACUAUACGAGCUGAUGCUGGCGGCCAAGGGAGUAGAAGAUGCGCAAGGCAAAUAAAUUAGUGGAUUAUUUUAUUA
This is a messenger RNA of Drosophila simulans, 491 nucleotides long. RefSeq names its product succinate dehydrogenase assembly factor 3, mitochondrial (gene Sdhaf3). Gene Ontology annotation, biological process: mitochondrial respiratory chain complex II assembly; succinate metabolic process. The record is from RefSeq and is a predicted model, not a curated record. NCBI's taxonomy places the organism in Eukaryota, Metazoa, Arthropoda, Insecta, Diptera, Drosophilidae. The transcript has 3 exons. Bases 109 to 471 code for a protein of 120 amino acids. Gene Ontology annotation, cellular component: mitochondrion; mitochondrial intermembrane space.